Molecule: messenger RNA, 19394 nt
Organism: Porites lobata
Lineage: Eukaryota; Metazoa; Cnidaria; Anthozoa; Scleractinia; Poritidae
Source: the annotation of a GenBank genome assembly
AUUCUAAAGACAUAUAGGAAAUUCUUGUUUGUGAGGGAACCGUUUGAACGCCUAGUUUCUGCCUAUAGAGAUUGCUUCUGGGGGAAAUUCAAGGCGAAACAAGAUUACUGGAAAAAUUACCAGGAAAAAAUAAAAGAGGUUCUGAUGAGUCGAACUAGCCUUCCUAACGAAACAUACUCUGAAAAAGUAACGUUUGAACAAUUUGCAACCUAUUUGGUUCUUCGACGGAGGGAAGGUGGUUUGUUUCAAGAACACUGGCGAGAACAGUAUAAAUUAUGUCAUCCUUGUCGCAUACAAUUCGAUUACAUCGGACAUUAUGAAACACUGGCUGAGGACGCCAUGUUUAUUCUAAGAAAAGCAAACUUGGAAAACAAGGUAAACUUUCCGGAAUGGCAACCAACAGACACUAGCGAGUUGAUGCAUAAGUACUAUUCUACUCUUUCUCUGCUCAGGAUAAGGCAACUACAGAGCAUUUAUAACAAAGAUUUCGAGUUGUUUGGUUAUAGCUAUCCAGGACCGCUUAAAGCGGUAGUUGACAAUUUGAUCAAUGAUAAGUUGUAACUGAAUCUGUUGCGAGUCCCAGGCGUUGGGUGUCCUGUGGUUCGUUGGGUGUCCUGCCUUAAAUUGGGCGUUUCACACAUCUCCCGAAGAAACUGGUAUGGUAUUUCACCACAUCUUUCUCGGGAAAACGGGGACUAAACAGGGUGAAAUUUAGCCGAUCCCCCCCUUGAACGUUACUUCACCAGUGAUCGGCUCCUGACUUCACUUAGGUGAUCCCUCCUAAUAACGUUUGAUUACUUUCGCUAUCCCCCCCCUCAAGCAAAUUUGAGUGGUCAACCUCUUAUUUUCACUUCUUAUUACCGGGCAUAAUUAUUAAAUCUCCCUGCUGCACGCGCCUGAUAAAACCUCUGUUAUCCAGGGCAAACUAAGUCAGUAUAAACUCCGGACUAAGAUUUUUUCAACAGCAGCUGUAUUACGUUGCUAUACUGGGUACUAGCGAUUUUUUCUCGCGUGCGACGAGGAUCUUCGCACGUCUCCGAAGGCCGAAGACACGAGAGGGGCACUUUUUAAGACUUAACUAAAAUCGGAAACCGCGCAUGAAAAGCCUCUGGCACGGGUAUAACGUGGCUAACUUUGUUAUAAAAUUUCGCGUUCAUAAUACUCGACUUUCAAAUUCUGUACUCGAGGGAGACCGUUUAAUGUUCAGUUUCCUUGAAUAUUAUUUCAACAUCAAGAUGGAAAUUUGCAUCUCCUUUAGUCAUAACAGGUGGCAAAGUAUAUGGGUUAUGGACUCUUACUAUGCACGGAAAAGCCUCAAGCGAUAUUAGCUCUCGCCAGGUUUUGAACUAUGCCGCGUUUUUUAUGUUUUCUGUCCACUUUAAGUGGAAAUGCCGAAAUUAAUCUCUAUUCGUUUAAGACAUUGAGCAGAGCCUCAGAAGCUGCAAAAGAACUGUGGCAUGAAAUUUUACGACUAAACCCAUAUGAGAGUCGCUGCUUUUAAGCGCGACUAUCAUACGGGUAUCGCGACUCUCAUACGGGCCUCAUAUGCGUCUCAACAAUACAAACAAUACAAACAAGAUAAUCUUAGGUAGUGUCCGGGGGUACUUCCGGCCUAUACGGGGAGGGUCCGCCCGAAAGGGGUACGAAUGACGAAUGACUGUUCCUUGCAAUAAAUGAUGCGCUUCAAUUUUAUCAUUGGUUUAAAUUCUACUUUCAUCGAUUUUAGGUAUGGUUAGUAUGCAUGAGCAAGUUUAAAACAAACCAACGAUAAAACUGAACCACGGCAUAAAUUUUAGUUUUAUUUUGUGACAGAAAUUGCUUCAAAACAGUCAUUUAAAUCUAAAUACCUAAUGUAGCUUGAAACAACUCAAAUAAACAUUUUCCUAUAAUUCCAUGCCUUACUAGAAUAUGCUUCUUCAGAUCGACGCAGCUUUUACUUCUCGGUGGUUGCAUGGAAAAUCUGCUUAAAAAAUCACCCUUAAAAAUAGGUUUCACACCAGCUUUUUCGGCCAGCAUACCGAUGUAAACAUCGUCGACUUUGAACUUUGGGACAACGUCAAACAAAUCAACAAACUUAUUAAUAACAUCAGAAGAUAAGACAAUUCCAAACCCAGAACAGUAUUCUGGAUAGAAUGUUGCAUUAUAAUCUUCAAACGAAAUUUUCCAUUUUCCCUUCCUCUGCACUUUGGCUUUCUUAAAACACUUUCCGAUAUAAAGCUUUCCUUGAGGAGUUGCAGGCUUGGCAAGUAGUGAGAUUAAACCUUUAACAUCAACAAAUGUGUCAUCGUCCAUUUUUAAUAGAAAGGAAAAAUUACAAUACAUGAAAGCCCACUCGAAUGCCAUUUGUAUCUUAAGGGUCUGAUUCCAGUAAUGAUCGUAGUAUUGCGCUCGUACAAGGUCCCCGAAAACGUUUUCCUCUUUCAGUAAUAAGUCUGAUACGCUUUCGUUCCGCGUCUGGGCCACAAGGAAGACAGUCUUCCAGCGAGGAUUCAAAGCAAAGUCUACACCCCAUGUUUGGCGGAUGUCUUUCCUUCGCUGUAAAUUACAAGGCGCUGAAGAAACCAAAAUAAGAAGAAUGUAGUGUUGCGAACAAGUUUUCGUUGUGAUUAAUGUCGUCUUGUGUUUCAGUACUGGGUUCUCGGAUUUAUUCACAGACUGUCUCGGCGCCCUAGCUUCUUCGUUGUUUGAGUCGUUUCCAAGUAAUUGGAUUUUCAUCCUUUUCGAGUCCAGUACAUCGCAUUCAGUGAUUGAAUUGGAGGGCGGAAACAAGAAGAAAAACAUGAAGGAAAUCCAGCUUAACAUUAAAGCAGCGAGAUAGAAACAUUUAAAUCCUCUCCUUGAAAACGUCUUGACCCUGAAUUUCAUGAUAACUAGCUGCGAGUGGGUUUGAUAGAACAGAUUGUAAGCCUCUAGUCCGUAUAGCAAAUCUCUCUUUUUAAUUUUUAAAGAGAAAAACCCUCUAAUAAGCUUCUCAAUUGCAUAUCACGUGAUGUUUUACACGGGGCCUCUGGGUGGCUAAGGGAUAAAAAGCGGAAAAAAAGUGUUGAUUGUUCAUUUUGCCUCGACUACUUAGGCAUGUUAAGGCAUCAUGUCUCACCUCAUAAUUUGCAUAAUUUGGCGAAGUGGCAUUGGAGACGGAUUGUUUUGAUCAGUCGUCAUGAAACUAGGCAAAUAUUUUCGCAUUACACGAUUUUAUAUUUUGUUUGAACAAACUAUAAAUAUUAUCGAGAGCUUCGCUUUUAGCCCUGGCUAAAUCUAUAUAUUAGCCUUUCAACCCAUGCCUUAACUUAGCUGAGUGGAGUAUAUAAUGACCACAAAAUCAUACAGCUGCUCCUGCAAGCGUGCCGUCGAGAGAAGGGAGGGAGGGAGGAGUGAGGAAACAAAGCCUGUAAAAAAAGAGAAAGAGCUUCAAUACGUGAAUUCAAGAAAACAAAAGGCCUAAUCCGGACAAAAAGGUUUAUGAGACGUACAGAAUGAAAAAAGAUACGAGAAUAAGACAAUAUUUAAAUAAAAUUUAAGUUUCAAACUCUUUUUCCUUCAAGAACCGUAAAUACCUGUUAUAAGCGCCCCGGGAUGUCUUUAAUGUAUCGAAUCCUCGAACUGAAUUAGCAUAAGGCAUAAUAUAACCCGGAUAUCUCAAGUAUCACCCCAAAUCAGUUCAGCCUCCAUCCACGCGCCUCAUACAGUAAAAACAGUCAACGUAAACGCAUCUUUUCACAAACGGAAUAACGCAACCUCGUCCCCGGGGCUUUUCCCUUAAAAAAAAUGGGUGGGGCCACCUAUUUUUUAAGGGAAAAGCCCUGGGAACGAGGUUGGGAAUAACGAAACGAUAUUCGUCGCCCUAACAAUAGUUAAUACUGUUGAAAAGAACUUCAAGAAAGUGGAAUCUCGAUGUGACAAUGGUCCAAGGGACUGACAAAAUAUGCUCGCUAUAACGACGUUUCAUUAUAUCGAUUUUUUUCCCAUAUGGUUGUUAUUAUUAAAACCGAAUCACUGGAUAAUGCGAUUCUAGAGCUCUGAUUGGCUUAGCCAUCAUGGUAUAUUUAACAAUUAAUGAAUGAGGCUGAGUAUCUUAUGAAGAAUUAUGGAGAUCGAGGAGGGUGUUAUCCAUCGAGGCCGUAGGCCGAGGCGGAUAACACCCUACGAGAUCUCCAUAAUCCUUCAUAUGAUACGAAAGCCGAAUUCAAUAAUUGUUUUAUUAUUCAUUCAAAAUAAUUCCUAGUUUAAAAACAUUGCUAAAACAAGCUUACCUGCAUCGAUGUUAAGUUUAUCUUCGAUAGUUUACGUUUAGAUUUGUCCAGCUCCGCAAAUAUUCUCCAAAUAGCAGAUGUCGCUCUUCGAGUUGUCUUCUUGCUGUUUUUGCUAUGUUUUUAGCCAUUAUUUCUCCUAGUUCCAGCUGUAGUUCUUACUCUUAAAACGAGUGAAGUGUCCGCCAUUUUAGUUUUUACAACGAAAACAACUCAAUCUCGUCCCCAGGUCUUCUCGGUUAACGGUGCAUUAACCUGUAGAGGGGUGCAUUUUUGACGUCAUUUCCUCGUUAAACACAAAAUUCUUCCAAAUUUGGUCAUCAGUAACUGGUUCAGAAUCGGGGAAGUAUUUUGAAUGAAUAAUAAUGGCUCUUAUUAUUCACUCAAAAUAUUUCCCCAAUUCUGAUUGGCUAAAAGCACACGCAUAAUUCACCAUAACCAGUUACUGAUGACCAAAUUUGGAAGAAUUUUGUGUUUAACGAGGAAAUGACGUCAAAAAUGCAGCGUUUUUGCAGGUUAAUGCACCGUUAACCGAGAAGACCUGGGGACGAGGUUGAGUUGUUUUGGUUGAGAAAACAAAAUAUGGCGGGUAUUUCCUUCGAUUGUCAACUUCAAAGAGAGGCUAUUUGAAAAUCGGUCAUGAGGCAUUCCCACCGCCAUAACGCGCGUUAUGUUUGUCAGCGCUGUAAUGUCAAUCUCUUAAAGCAAACAGGGCCCAGUUGUUCGAAGGUCGAUUAGCGCUAACUCGGGGUUAAAAUUUAACAUGGAUUUUUUUUUCUUUUGUUCAAAAGCAUUUUCUCAGUUAAUUUUCUGUUCUCAGCAUCCAAUCAUCCAACCGUAGACAAAAAGAAUUAAACCGAAUUUACUUUUUAAGUGUUAAUAUUUGAACUCAAAUUUCGCACUAAACCUGGGUUACCUCAACCCAAACCCAUUUUGAACAACUCGGACCAGUUUCUCGCGUUCUGGGAAUCGAGCAGGAGAGAACCCUGAGAACGAGGUUGUGUCUAUUUAUGUCUGUGGCAGGCGGUAGUGACGUUAACAGGACAAUUGCACUAUGACGUCAUUUUACUACAACUACCAGAAUCCUUGAGUUUGUUGUUUUCUUGUGCAAAUUAAGGCUAUUGUUCUUUAAUCCACAGCGGGAUUGACAAAUUUAAAUAACAAAGCAAAACCGAAAUGAAUUCUGGUAGUUGUAGUCAAAUAUCGUCAUCGUGCGAUUGUGCUGUUAAGGGUGGGGAGGAUUCUGAAAAAGAGACAGUCUCCAGGCCUCUUGAGGGUAGCACGUUGAUCAACAAAAAUAUGAUGUUCUAAACUAUUCCAACGAUGUACCGAAAGUGUGAAGACAUUUUUAAAGGCUCAGCAAUAGUUUUGCUUUCAAUCAGCUUGCUGUACGUGAUUUUCUCUACCACAAGCGAGACGCAUAGUGGGAUUACAUCAAGGACGCAGCCAAACAAUGUUGUUGCCGGCAAAGUUGUGGAUGCUUUAAACGUGCAUUCUACAUUUUCCACCGGUGGGUGAAUUAGAUUAGGUUACCGAGAUUAUGAUAAGUGUUUCUUAACUUGCAGUUGCAUCAUGCUUAUCGCAGAAGGUAUAUCCACAUAACAGAAUGAUUAGCAGGAUGAAAAGUUCCUUCAGCCCCCUAUGUUUUCCUGCAAGCUUCUUUCACUUUUCUUUCUACAUUCACCACUUUAAUAUCCAUUUCGUUUCGCGGCGCUCAGCCAAACAGAGGAAACCACAGCAAAUUAACGACAGAACCAAAACUGAGGCGCUCAUACAAACUUAUUUCAUAUACUGUAAAUUCUUAGUUUGUUGAUCCCGGGCUAGCAAGUCAGAACAAUCAAAGUUAUCACGUUCUGUGCUGUGUAUAUUUGUUGCUGCCUGGUUACUUCAACCUAAUUUACAACAACUUAAGACGUUGCCUUGAAUGUGUAACUUCAGUUUAAUUUGCAUAUACUAAAAGUGAAAAACACCCUGGAUUCCAUUUGAUCGUUGUGACAGCAGUUACUGAGAUGGACGACAGUUUUUAGCUUUCGAGGCUGGCUUCAAUGUAAUCUCCACCUUCAUGCUCGAUCGAUGGACUGUUUUUUAGCUAUCGUGUAUAGGUCGUUAUCUUAUGGAACUAAAACAGGCUUUAUGCGCGCUGGACCAGAAAACGCGAAUAAUAUGCGAGAUGAAUAAGAAUUCUUUCUUUGUCUUUUUAUGGUUGAUUCUUUACAUCUCCCUUUAUUUCCUUUAUAAUAUUAAUAUCAGUGGCAUAGGUUGGUUGGUUGGAGGCUCCUUCAUGAGUGAGACAUUUCUUACUAUUAAUGUGACUGUGUGAUACAGUUAAGCCUUAAUGUGUUGCUUGUGAUGGACUGUGUGACUGCGAGAUGCGAUUCGCAAGUCCAACCCACAAAAAUGACCCUUGCUCGUCAACGAGUCCUCAGUAGCUCAGAGGUCAGAGCAGCCGACCUAGAACUCGGAGGGUCGUGGGUUCGAAUCCCAUCCAGGGUCAGAUUUUUUCUGUGUCCUCUUAUGGUUGAUUCUUUACAUCUCCCUUUAUUUCCUUUAUAAUAUUAAAAUCAGUGGCAUGGAACAAGAAUCCAUGGCACAAAACAGUAUUGUUGAUCACAUCAAAUGUUUAGUGCCUUGGCUCUUUAAACUCAAGAUUUGAAAGCCCCUUUAGUGGCAGAGCAAGUGUUCGAAUGAGUCGUGCGCGCGUUUUGACACACAUAAGUCCUUUUUUCACUUCUCACAUGAGACAUCAUGCAGUCAAACCCAAAGUGAUCACUACAUACAACAGCAAAAGCUCUUUGGUCUUAGACCCCCCGCGAAGAGAACUACAUGGUGCUUUUGCUAGUAGAAGCGAUGUUUUUUUGGUCUUAACAAGCACUAAAAAGGUCUCAGCAGAAACAUUUUGUUGUCCUUAAUUUUUUUGAGGGUUAAAAACCUCGCUCAUGAGUACGAAUACGCCAGUUAAUUAGUAAAAAUGAACCUCUUAAACGGAUCAAUGACGUUCUAUUGUAACAGCCAAGAUAGCAUGUCGUAUUCAAAGUAGCUGUGUCAUGGCUAGCUAGUUACUACGCGCCUUAUUUGCCAUGGAAUUUGAGAAAUUACUUGUGAAUGAAAAAAUCUCAGGUUCGUGCCUCCCAGUCCCAAGGCAUUAUUUAAAAAUUAACUUUGAAAAACUGUCAGAUUAACAAGCUUUCAAAAACCACAUUUGAAACCGUUUUGAACAUCGUUCUUCAAGUUUGUCCAUCCGUGUCUCCUUUUGUAUCUGAGUUGUUUACAACUUCUUCCAACUUGCCGUUGCGGAAAAAAUUAUUCAUGAAACAAGGGGCUGUAAAUAAACGCAUACAAAACAUGCUUGUCCUGUACUGAAUUUAUGAGAUCCAUCUACAAGACUUUUCAGAAGGUUUGCGACUUAAUGUGAACGCAGCGGCAGCGAUUCUUGACUGUUAAUUAAGCAUUUCCCUUUUAAUGUUGUUUGUAUAUGUUUGCAUAAUCUUGGCUAAUUUAAAAGGAAGGCAAAAUUGAUGCCAAUCGGUUCAUUAGAUCUAUUACCACUAAAAACUUUUCGAUGCUUUACUUUGCUCUUUUUAUCCAACUUUUGGUACUUUUAAGGGUUUUCUGAUCUAGCUUUUCUUCGUCAUAUUACUUGUAUCACUGGGUUUCAAGGUCACGCUGCUAAAAGUACGUUAGAUUUGAAUCGCGGUUUUUCGUUAUGAUUUGUUUUCUUUGGUAGGUUUUCUAUCGACACUACUUUUUCCCAUACGGACAUCCCCCCUUUUCUUUCGUUUAGUGUCGAAUGCGUUUCCUGAUAUUGAGUCGGUCGGUCGGAUUGAAAAAAAAAAACCUAAAAAAAGAAAUUAAUAAGAAGUCUCAGAAUAGGAAGCCCUGGUACCACAGGAUGACGUUAAAAGUUAACAUUCACAUAUUUGGAUUAACAAAAUACACAAUAUACUGUAAAAAAAGUUCCUGUUUUUGUUCCUGUUUUUCCCUAUGCUGUUACUAUGCUCAUUUUUCAGUUUUAAAAAAAUUAUUUCAAGUAAAAAAUGGUUUAACUACAUCUUACUUUUUCGGGCUGGAAGCUGAAUAAUUGGAUCACGAUUAUUUAUUGCUUUUUUCUCUAAAUUAUUCAUUAUUCAUUUCAAAUUUUUCCGAGAUAUUCAUUAUUCAUUUUUUUAGUUUUUGUAUCAGUUUUCCGUUCCCAAAUUUUGUACAACGCAAUUCUAUACAUUGUUUAUAAAAAGUUUACAUUUCAGUAUACAUUCAAACUUAUCUUUAGCAAGUAUCGUUCUAUUUUUUCUAUAAAUGUGGUCAAAAUAAUGUUAUCCUUUUCGAUCAAUAGAAUGUCUAUGCAAUUACUAGAACGUGAAGGACCAAACAACCAGAACAACAGCAGCUUAAUAACCAUAAGUACUAAAACAUAAUAACUAACAAACAAAGUAUAGGUGGUUUUCAUGCAGUCUCGGGAGACACAAAUAACAAUGGUGAAAUGAACAAAUGCUGGUGGACAAACAAAACGAGCUAAUGAGCGAUCUUUUGUUUACCGUCCACCAGCAUGGCAGCGAUGACGUAACGUGAAAACCACCUAUAGCUGAAGCGAACACUUUUCAUAAUCGUAAUCGUUCGUAAUCGACUUGGAUCACAAGUCGGGCAAGAUAGGCUGCUUGCUUGCAAGGGGUUUUUGCACCACCUACCAGGUUACUCACUCGGUCGGAUUUUAGGACCCUAUCUAUUGGCAAGGUUUCAUUGCAAUUUUUACGCUGAGUCAUUAAUUAAUUUCCAAAUUGUCCAAACAUUGUGAAAAAUUACAAUGGAAGAUUCUUAUAUUGCAAUUUUUUAGACAGUUGCAUCUAUAACUAUAUAUUAGUUUAGUUUCAUCCUGAGCCUCUGUCAAACGAUAUCAACAUUCUUGAAUUCCCCGCACCCAAAAAACUGACAACCAGAAAUGCGGUGCGGGAUAAGCAGACAAUUCUUAGCCCAUUUAUUGAACUAACCAACUAAUCACAAAACAAAAACAACUGUUUACACUGUUUAGACACCAAAAAAUUAAACAAACUCUAUACGUUCGAUCCGGCCAAAGUAAAUUGAAUAAACAAAACCACUUAUAAUGACUGUCAAUCAUCAGGAAAGCACAACUAAAAUCGUUACGAGGAAAUGGAUUACAGGAUUUCAACCAAAAUAUAAAAAAGAACAAAAUUUAACUGUCCGCUUGUAAAAAUCCACAAUGAAACUUGUUUACAGUUCAGCGAAUAUAUACUUGCUAGUUUACAUAUCACACUUUCUUCCCAUAAUCUCACGCCGGCACUUAAAACACACUGCCGACAAAUGCACUUGUGCUUGGGAAUUCAAGAAACCAUUUAUCUUUUGUUUCAUUACGCUUCGCUACAUUCAGGCAAAGAUAAAUGAACAAUUCUUGAAUUCCCGCACCCAAAAAACUGACAACCAGAAAUGCGGUGCGGGAUAAGCAGACAAUUCACAAUCAGUGGCAAAAGCAUAUAAGGAUACAAUAUAAGGCAAUGUUCAUUAAGCAAACAUAUUUACAGUAUAAUAGAUAGCUAAUCGCUUGGAUACCAUAAGGGUACUGUCCAAAAAUUGUUAAGCAUAUCCACCUGCGGCAAGGAUUCUGUGUCAUCAAGCAACGUUAAGCCAUCAGAAUUAAUUGGGCAAAUGUAAAUCUCUCCAUACUGCAACAAACAACACAACUCGCGCAAUGUUUAUCAAGUAAAUCACAUACUGAAAAUUAAAGAGCCAAAUUUCUAGAUACCACAAGGGUAUUUUCCAAAGAUUCAUCGACAUAACCAUCUGCGGCUUGGAUACUGCGCCAACCACCAUGUCCACGCCAUACUCUCCCAGAAACUCCGCUGCGUGCUGCUUGGGAAGCACCACCUGAACGAAGGCUAUGUAAACCAAAUUCGUUCGAGUCUAAACCAAGUUCGGAAAUCAUUUGACGAAACUGUUCCCGUGCCCGAGAAUAUGACAGAGCAGCUUGUCGCAGCUUGUACCCGGCACCCAAUUUCUGGCAGAGACAAAAUAAUGACUGAGAUGGUUGAUGCUCUCCGCGCUCAAGGAAUAACUCUAACAGUUUCACUGGACAAGAGCUGGAAGGUAAACGAGCAACUUUAACCACAGAUCCCUGACGGAAUUGAUCGUUCUUACGCCUGUCUAGGAAAAUAGACAUGUGGGUGGCGCAAAACCUUAAGUCACAGGCACGUAAGUCACGCAGCUCUGACCAACGUAGGAAAGCACAAAAACCAAGCGCAACCAGCGACACCAUUUGUAGGUUCGGUAGAGAAGCACGAGGGUGACCAUAGGAACGAAUCAGCGCCCUGACGUGAUGAGAUUCAAUAGGCUGCUUUCUCCUAGAUGGACCAGCCAGGAGGCGUUUAAAGCCAGACAAGGUCUGAGAAACGAGCGGAUCGUCGACAGGAUUAGGACAUCCAAGUUUCUUAUGUAGCCAUGCAAUGCCAUAAGCUGCUCCAAGGAUUGACGAGCGAGAUAAGCCUCGGUCUGAAAGACUUGUUAAGUAGAGAGCAACUGCGGUUGGGUUAGACUGUAAAGGAGGAAACGAGUAACACUUGCACCAGUCAAUCCAUCGAUUGGCUGCCCCUGCAUACGAAGACACGGUUGAAGCGGCACAGUCAUUAAGUAUGACAGUCUUUAACAGUUCUACAAGCCUCUGAAUCUCCGCGUUGCUCCGUUGGUAAGGCGACAAGCCUAAAGUGAAAAUCAACAAUGUCCAAAACAUGGCACUUUAAAGACAGGAACAACAUCCAAUUGCUACAGAACACUAAACGCGCAAGAUACACAUCGUCUGCAACGAGAACUGCCCACAUGGCAAGUUAACACAGCACCAGUACACACUCCAGCACAAGGAGGCUUGGCCCACUCGGCGUCAACUGGUAAGCAAAUCCACACAAAGGAUAGAGGAGUCCACUUGACUCUAAAAACGAACACACUACUGUGUCGGCAGUGCCCUCUCGGCUUGCUUCAGCUGCACAACUCGUGCGUACUAGUACAGUUCCAAGUCCACUGACUUGCAAAGAGCAAAGGCCCACACCUAGGCCAAAAAGGCUCAGAUAGAACAAAAACAAAUAAUUAGGAUGAACAACUCGUUCAAGGUACUCAUCUAAUACCCGAAAAACGUUCUACAGCAAAACUAAGGAAACACAAUUCUCAAAGCAAAUACCCUACACGAGGGAAUACCAUGCCCGAAAAGACCCGCGGCUGCGGAACCAGGGAGAAAAGUAGAUUCAUGUAAAGGAAUCUCCCGCCAGUCAAGAACAAAAGGGUGGAAAACCCCGGGGCUUCGAGACACCAACGGCCACCAAUGAGCAGAUUGCCAAAAGGGGAUAAUGAGAGUGCCCUGCUCUCUACCCAGUUUCAUGUGAUUGAUAACCCUGGGAAUAAGGAACACUGGGGGGACCAACCAAUUGUUUUCCCCUCCCCAGCUGACGGUAAAAGCAUCAACAGUUUCGGUCCCAGGACACCACCAUCGAGAACAAAACCUGGGCAACUGGAAAGAAUUAUGACUCGCAAAACGAUCUACAGUGUGGGGUCCCCACAGAAUAUCCAACUGGCGAAAAUAGACAGGGUUGAGCAUCCAAUCAUCGGUGUCGACAACUUUCGACCAAUAAUCAGCUUUGAAAUUAAAGUGGCGAGGUAUCCACUCCGCAGAAAAGCGAAUACCGGCUUCAUGGGACAAAUUGUAAAUGGCAACCGCUUCUUUUUUUGCAAAUGAGGCUUACUACUGCCGACGGACAAAAAAAUACUGCAGACGCUCUGAUUGUCAGAUCUAUGCUUGCACUCCUUACCCGCCAAAAGACCGGAAAACGACUGAAGAACAAAUCUAAUUGCACGAAUCUCGCGGAAAGAAGAGCUGCAUAGGGCCUCGGAACCCAACCAGUUCCCUCUAGCGAUGUGCGUACCAAAUUGAACAAUAAAUCCCGCCCAACCCACAUUGCUGGCAUCCGAAUAAGACAAAAGCUCUAUCUUCGGGGAGGGCCUCCAGAUUGGUUUGCCGCACAAACGAAAGAAAUUAUCUCCAAAAAUUAAGUUCCUCUACAGCUUCACGCGUUAAAGCCACCUUGCAGCUAAGGCUAUGAACGCUAUUAAGGACUGCGUACAAGGCUCGGGUGCGCAAACGCACAAUUGGACCUAAAGCGAGCUCCAUGGAAAUAAGGGUACCCGUAAUACGAGACACAUCCCUAGCCGUGGGUGAAACAUCGUCAAGAAGCAGUGAAAUCAGAUUAAACAGGUGAUCAAUCUUGCCUGGUGGGAUACUAAAUUCUCCUUUUGUAAGGUCCAAAAUAAAGCCUAAGUGCUCCCCUUUUUGGCGCGGUUCAAAAUUGCUCUUCUCCUCAUUCACUAGCAGGCCAAGGCGAUCAAGAUCGCCUCGCACUAGUUGCGCUUCCUGAGAACACGAAUCUUUACUUGAAUCGGUGCCGAUACCGUCGUCCAAAUAGACAGAAAUCCUAAUGCCUUGUGACCGCCAGUGUGAAACAACUGGUCUUAACAAUUUGGUGAAAACGUAAGGAGACGUACUUAAACCAAAAGGAAGCGAACAAAACAAAAAAUAGCGUGGCUUACCAUCGAAAGUAAACGAAAAAGCCAAAUACUUCCAAUGCUCUUGAAAAAUGUCAACAUGAUGGUAGCCAUUACGAAGAUCGAAAGUAAAAAACCAAUCACCUGGCUGAAGAAUUUCCGCCACGACUCGAAGGUCUUCGAACUUAAACUUACGCUUGGCUAGGUGCUUGUUAAGAAAGCGAAGGUCGAGAAUCAAUCGAAGUUUGCCAUUCUUUUUAGGAACUACACCUAAGGGACUGCAAACAUGAACUUGGUCACGCUUGACUUCCACCGCGCUACCCGCCAACAACAAUUGCUCGAUAGCUUCACAAACAAAAGCUCUAUUAUCAACAGCGCUUUUAUGAUUACUAAAGAAAUACCUCAAUGGAAUUGAAACAAAUGGUAACUUAUAACCGCUUUCAAUAACACUAAGAACAAAAGAAGAGGCCCCAAUAGAACGCCAAACAUGCAAAAACUUGCGCAAGCGGCCUCGAAUCCAAAAUACUGAGGAAACGCCCGUGUCAAGUUCAGCCUCGCCGCGAUCCGAAAAUUCGUCAAAAUCAGAGUCAGCUAGUCAUUUAGCGGAAGAGGAAACUUUACAAUCCUUGAUAAAAUGGCCUGCUUUGCCACAACCAAAGCAGCGGUAAACAGAAGCUUUUUUCUCCGGUACAGGAUUAACCAAAAGCUGACCGACAUCUGGGCGGAAAUCCACGAUUCUAUGUGAUGGGCCAAAAUUAGGACUGGGGCCGCUUUUGGAAGAUGUAGACUGAGACUUAAAACGAGUUCCCAUUUUGCUUCUCAGACUAUUUUUUCGAUUUCGUUUCUCCCGAGACCUCUCUGCUUCCUUGCGCGCGACACGAAGUUUCUUUUCUUCUUCGUCAUUUUUAGUGAGUGGGUCCGCCUCAAAAUAUUCUACCACGUCCCAGCCAUCCCGGUCAGCAAUAGAAAUAAGCUUAUUUCUGUUAUCAAGGAGUGACAUACCUUCGUUGGCAAUCUUAGUGAUGGCGUCAUCCGCCCCAGCCCUCUCUAAAAUCUGGUUGAACUUAUCCUUGACGUCAGUGUUGAACUUGAACUGUUUCUUGUUACUCUUAUAUUUGAACUCUUAUUAUUGAGUGUGUCUGGGGGCAUGCUCCUCCAGAAAAGUUUUUUAAUUUAGGGUCUCGGAAAUGGCAUUUCCAGCGUUUUCCGCAGGAAAUUUUCUGUAAAAAUAUGUUCAGUUGUUUAUUUCACCCAUCUCCAGUGUUGUUGGUAAUAAGGUAGAGUGUUUAAGGAAAAAAAGACCAGUGACGCCAUCAGAAUCUGAUGAUUAUGGAAUAAUACUGAAGAGAAAAGAAAUACUAACACAAGAACACCAAUAUAUGGCGAAAAAUAUAUCAGUCCUCCCUCGUUUCUCGCGGGCUUCGCCGCUCGCCGCUCUCGCGUGCUCGCAUUCUACCGUGUCCAAAAGAAAAAUAAGAGACUACUAGCAGUCAAAACCUUAAUGACGCCUUUUCGGUGAUCUCGAUCUGGACAGAACCAUAUAGUAAAGACGAGACGGUAAGAAGUUGAUUGUCUGAAUAUCAUCGAGUAUAAAAUCUUUUAAAUGAUUACUAAUAAGCUGAUUAAAAGAACGGUACGUUUGUACUGACCUGCUCUGAUUGUGCAUUAAACGUCAAUUUUCAGGUGCCAAGGAAAGCGAGCUGGACACAUUGUCAAGAAUGACAAAUAGACCUACCCUCGAUGACGAUUUCUCUUCAUUCUCUGACUUCUUUUUUUCCAUCGUUCAAAAUCGAAUGAAGAAGCGGAUUUUAGAAAAGCGAUCCAAUCACACGAAAAUACGGUGGGCGUAAACUGUAGAUACACGACACAUCGAACUAAAAGGGGAACCAAAAGUCAAACAUCUCAAGUGAUUGACAUGCAACUUUGCAGGCUGUCAAUUACGUGGUAUCGGAUUGGCUGUGGGAAAAGAACGCUGAUUUUCAGGAGUUUUAUAAUUUUAUUUCGGGGUUUGCCGCUUUGGAUUUCACUGAUUUCGCGCGGAUUCCAAUGUUUACGAUUGGCAGAAAAGUUGAAAUUGUUUCUUUCGUCAUCAGUUUUUAUGGUAUCAUUUAGCAGCUAUGAGUUAUUCAUUAUUCCGAGGCUAGAUGGUGUUAUUCAUAAUUCCCGAUUUUCUAACUCCAAAUAUUCAUUAUUCAUUUUCUUUUAAACCCCGUCACUCAUUAUUCAUUAUUCAGCUUCCACCCCCGAUACUUUUUUUUUUAAAGAUGCCCAAAAUUUGGGUCGGUCUGACGACGCUAAACGGAGAAUAAAAAGAGGAUGGCCUAAUAUUUGAAAUGGCUAAGUACAGUAAAAGCCCGCGAAUAAGUAUCUGGAUUUUCCCAAGUUACAGAAAUGGCGAUUAGAACAAAUUUAGGCCAUUUAGGUUCUUAAAAGAGGAACCUAUUUAAAAACAGGUUCCUACUUUCUGAAGAAAAAAAAACAUUGUAGCCAAUAGUAUUUAGGGGUAUUCAGCUCAUUCCUUACGCAAAACCUGCAUAUUAUUAAUUGCAGUUGAAGUGGUAAGGCACCUAUGUCAAAGAGGAACGUGAAUGUUGACUUAUCAUAUUUGUCCAACGUACAGAAUUUUUUUUAUAGAGUUUAGAAAAUAAGAACGAGUUUCAAAUUCUAAGCUACACAGAUUCUUCCAUAGAAGGGGCCUAACGGGCAAAUUUUAGCAAAUUUCGUACUUAAAACCGGGCUGGCGGGUUUUUACUGUACAGCUAUAAUUUCGUUAUCAAAGAACGGAAACGUGAACAAGGAACAAAGGGGAAAACAGUUCAGAAAACAUUUGGGCUGACACAACGACUGCAUCGUGCAGUCACAAAUAUAUACUCUGAGGGAAAUAAAUACUGAUAAAAGAAAUGAUAAUCGAUUUUUUAUUUGGAAUCACUCGGAGCAAACCUCACUCUAGUUAGCCAACGAACGCCGACGCCUAGGGUUCUGUUUCGUAAACGGUCGUUGCCAUUUGAAACGGUCGGUGCCACCAUUUGUAACCUAAGCCUUUAGUCAUGAUAGAUUACAAUAAGGCAGAAACAAUCGACAACUCAUAUCACGAACCUUCAAGGGAAAAUCUACAAAAGUUCGAGUCUUUCGGGAGUUCGAAGCAAGUAACGGAAAAUUUAGGAAAUAAGGGAUUAGGCAACAAAGCCUCAUUAAUUGACAGGGCUGGACAUUGCAAUUGAACUAGACUGUAAAGACUAAAGUAAAGUAACAAAGAAUACACAGUUGCACUGCAGUACACACUUUUCUUCUCUUCGAUCGACUUGUCACGCGCUUUAAAAACAUGGUUCGAGUUAUCGAGGUUAAAAUUAUAUAGAAAUCAUCUGAAGGGAAACAAAAAUUACUUCGAGUUAGCGGGAGAUUCGAGUUAUCGAGGGUUCGAGUUACUGAGGGUAAAAUUACGGUAAAUAUAUGAGCCGUAUCCAGGGAAAUCGAUUUUGGUUCGAGUUAGCAAGGAUUCGAGUUACCGGGAGUCGACUGUAAUACGUUUUUGAAUUAACAGUCUUAGAAAGAACGACCUUGAAGCCUAAGUUGAAUUUACGUUAAAUGUUAUGGAAAGGGCUAGGGUCACCUUGCGGUUUUUGAUGUACCAGUUAAGAUAGACAUUUUGCUAGUUUAUGUACUUUUAAUAUUUUUCGAAAGUUGGGCUGGUCGGUAUGGUAAUGUAGUGGUAAGAGGGAGAGAGGUCCGCGUUCGAGGUCCAGGUUCGAUCCUGGGUUGCGAUUUUCUUUCUUUUUGAUAGAAACACUCUCAACAACAGGUGAAAAAUUUUCCAGGUGUCUUAAAAAUGGCAGCGAUCGUUAGCGAAAGGGACAACUCAACGCCUACUUGAUUUGAGGGUGUCAUUGGGGCACUGAACCCAAGUUAAGGAGCAAUAAAAUAAAUCUGUAAUAGGCCUUUUCCGAGUUCCCCCGGGCCUCUGUAUCAAAACGAGACGUCAAUCGCAUUGAUAUCGGCAAAUAUCAUCCAAAUAUGGUCACACGUAAGCAGUUCCCAUGAUUAACACAAGAAAGGUCUGAGAUAGUGUAAGGAAUUUUUCGAAAUUUUGGAACAGGUUGGAGAAAAUCACAAUUUUCUCUGCGUAUCAGUGUAUCCUUCCCAAGCUUUUUUAGUAUGUUCUCGGGAAAUGUUUUGAUAAAAUGGUUACACAAAAUCUAUCUGGAAGGAAAACAUGCUAUUGAGUAUUCAACUGCUGGCUAUGUUUCUAACGUUCGUUUCUUUGCUUUCUGUACUAGAGUGGAUGAUCAAGACAGAUCGAAAGCAUAUCGGCGUACAGGUAAAAAGAAUUAAGCUGAAAAUACACCUUAGUAGAAAUAUAAAGCACGUUAAGGGACGCUAAAAGUGAUGUUACAGGGGACAAUUCACAACGACGAUUUUAAGCGAAUCAUGUUGUGCGCUAAAAAUCGUCGUUGCGAAUCACCUGAUAGAGUGGUUUUCGUUUGAGCGUCGUAAAACCAAAACCAAAGUAAUUACUCUGGCCAAUCACAUAGGACACAGACAAUACAUUGAACCAAUCAAAACUCGAAGUAAUUACAUGUGGCUGACGCAAAGCGCGGGAAAAUGCAUGCAAGACCUUUGGGAUUUUGGCGCGAAUCUUUUAAGCCAAUCGCAUCGCGUAGAAAGUGCAAAACCAAUUACUUUUCGACACUCAAAUGAAAACCGCUCUAGCCUGCGUAGGAAGCGUUUCCGUUUGGUUUCGGAGCAAAGAAAGACCGGUUUUGGCCGCGCGAGAAAUGAAACGAGAGCCCUCCCCCCGCUCUUUUACUUGCGCCAUUUUUCGCGCAGUCUUUGAUUCUCGUUCCUCGUUCUUUGCUCCUAAACCGCACGGAAACGCUUGCUACGCAAGCUAAUCACCUCAAGUCUCCAAAAGCAUUCCAAUGCAAAGUAAUCCCCGUUUCAGCUUGUGAUCCGGUUUUGCUGCAAUUUCCUUUUGUCAUAAACCCAGGAUGACGUCAAAGACAGUAAUUAUUCUAACGAACAUAGCGCUGGAGGAUGGGGACUGAUUUGCGUUUCUUAGGCCAUUUUUCGCCCGGGGGGACCCCCUAUAACGGUUUAUACGGGGAGGAUCCGACCAGAAGGGAUUUCACUUGUUGAAGUUUAUAUAAAAGGGUAGGAAAUCUGUAAUUUGGGCGUAAAAAGGCCUAAAAGGGCUUACAGACGCAUUUUAUGACCGUGAAAAAGUCAAGAAAACGUUCUGGUUUCAUUCAAAUUUUAAAGAAAGUGCUUUAAAGCAGUUAAAGGGGAUCGCCCCAUAUGAAACGAAAACGACCAAAGCGGUCGUCAACGGGUUAAGAAACAGUACUUUUCUUGAUUACAAGAUCUAGAGACUUGUACAAAGCCCUGAUCUAUGCCCGGUUACAGGAAUUUGUACUAUAACUUACCAGUUUUUCUUUUGGCAUUGUUUGUGUUAACUUUAUCUAUUAGCUAUUUCUCUGAAAUUCGAGGUGAAAUGAAGGUUGCAAUAUAUGUAUGUAUGUAUGUAUUAUACAUGGACAUUUGUUCCUAUCAAUGAACUUAGACUUAAACUCGAUAGACUCAAAUUAUCACCAUUAAAAAGAUUGAAAAGUUGACUUUUCGAUCACUAGCCCUACUUCAGAGAUAGCACUUGCGGUGCAUUAACGGGACGGUCACAUUCAUGGUUAUUUGCCAAAACCUAAAUUUGUGCAGCACUACAGUUUCUUUUGAAACGAAACCCUUCAUUCUUUAUUAUUUCAACAGCUUAACAAUGAAUUUGACCUGUCAGUGAGUGCCAAGAACAGGAAAGCAAAGAAGCAGAUAGAGAAGUAUUGCACAAAGCAUAGAACAGAUCCCCAAAGCGACGCGGAUCCAAACUUGCGUAACUUCUUUGUUGUGGAGAAGUACAAAAUUGUCUAUUGCGGUGUCCCAAAGGUAGCAUGUACAGUCUGGAAGGGAAUAAUGGCAAAACUACAAGGUCUUAACAUUUCAAAUGGGAUUCACAAGAACACUAAAGGAAAACUUAAAACCCUUAGCAAUUAUUCCGUGGGGGAACGCGAGACAAUUCUAAAGACAUAUAGGAAAUUCUUGUUUGUGAGGGAACCGUUUGAACGCCUACUUUCUGCCUAUAGAGAUUGCUUCUGGGGGAAAUAUAAGACAAAACAAGAUUACUGGAAAGAUUACCAGGGAAAAAUAAAACAGGUUCUGAUGAGUCGAACUAGCCUUCCUAACGAAACAUACUCUGGAAAUGUAACGUUUGAACAAUUUGCAACCUAUUUGGUUCUUCGACGGAGGGAAGGUGGUUUGUUUCAAGAACACUGGCGAGAACAAUAUAAAUUAUGUCAUCCUUGUCGCAUACAAUUCGAUUACAUCGGACAUUAUGAAACAAUGGCUGAAGACGCGAUGUUUAUUCUACGAAAAACAAACUUGGAAAACAAGGUAAACUUUCCGGAAUGGCAACCAACAGACACUAGAGAGUUGAUGCAGAAGUACUAUUCUACUCUUUCUCUGCUCAGGAUAAGGCAACUACAGAGUAUUUAUAACAACGAUUUGGAGUUGUUUGGUUAUAGCUAUCCAGGACCGCUUAAAGCGGUAGUUGACAAUUUGAUCAAUGAUAAGUUGUAA